UGAUAUACAGUCCGGUCAACCGCUGAAAGCUCUGAGCUUUGAUCUCACUGCUUCUCUGAGCUCUCUCUCUGAUCGCUUCGCUUCCAUGGCUUCCCUCCUAUCUCUCCCAAAACCCUUCUCGCAAAACCCACACUUUCCCACAAAACCAGCUGCCCAUUCACAUAGCUUGAACGUAAUUCCACGAAAUCAUUCAUUUUCGGGACGUGGGUUGCUUCAUUUUCAACAUGGGUCGUUCAGAGCCAGAGAGAUGAGGGUCAUCAGAAGCUCGAACCAAACCGAAGCUGUGCCUGAUUAUAGCAUUCAAGUCUCUGAUGUUCCACUGCUGACUUGCUCAGAGGCAAUUGAAAGGCUAAAAACAUACCGGGAAAAUCAACACGGUAAGCAGCAAUUUCUCGCCAUGUACUCUAGCAUUUUUGGAGGAAUCACAACUGAUCCAGCUGCUAUGGUGAUCCCCAUUGAUGACCACAUGGUCCACAGAGGGCAUGGUGUAUUUGACACUGCUGCUAUAAAAGAUGGGUAUCUGUACGAGUUGGACCAGCACCUGGACCGUAUUUUACGGUCAGCAUCCAUGGCCAAAAUUGACAUACCAUUUGAUCGAGAAAGCAUUAGGAGAAUACUCAUACAAACUGUGAGUGCUUCCAAGUGCAAAACAGGAUCACUAAGGUACUGGCUCUCGGCGGGGCCUGGUGAUUUUCAGUUAUCUCCAUCUGGCUGCCAUCAGCCAGCUCUUUAUGCUAUUGUAAUCCAAGAUCUAUCACCCUUUAAUUCGAAGGGCAUUAAAGUAGUUACUUCAUCAAUCCCAGUAAAACCCCCCCAAUUUGCAACCAUGAAGAGUGUGAAUUAUCUUCCAAAUGUUCUUUCAAAGAUGGAGGCUGAAGAACAAGAUGCAUUUGCAGCAAUUUGGCUGGACGGUGAUGGAUUCAUUGCUGAAGGGCCUAACAUGAAUGUGGCUUUUGUUACAAAAGAGAAGGAACUUGUGAUGCCUCAGUUUGACAAAAUCCUAAGUGGAUGCACAGCUAGGAGAGUUUUGGUUCUUGCAGAAGGGCUGGUGAGGGAUGGUAAGCUUCGGGGAGUAAGGGUAGAAAAUGUGACUGUUGAGGAAGGGAAGAAGGCAGAUGAGAUGAUGCUUAUCGGCAGUGGAAUUCUUGUUCGCCCUGUAGUGCAGUGGGAUGAGCAGGUCAUUGGUGAUGGCAAAGAAGGCUCCUUGACUCAGAUUCUCUUGAACCUUAUAAUUGAAGACAUGAAAUCCGGCCCUCCUGCUGUCCGAGCGCCUAUUCCUUACUAAGCUGGCACAAGGCGACACUUUCAAUUCUGUUGAAAUUUCAAGUGCCGGAAAUCUAUCAUUACCCAGUUGUGACAUUCCUGCCCUGUGCACGCAGCUCUGUCGUCCGGUUGUACUUUGAGACUCAUAAGUUUCUUGAAUUCUCAACCUAGCUCCUUAUCUCCAUUGCUAA
Prunus avium (sweet cherry) is the source of this 1454-nucleotide messenger RNA. RefSeq names its product D-aminoacid aminotransferase-like PLP-dependent enzymes superfamily protein (gene ADCL). Gene Ontology annotation, molecular function: catalytic activity. Lineage: Eukaryota; Viridiplantae; Streptophyta; Magnoliopsida; Rosales; Rosaceae. Gene Ontology annotation, biological process: carboxylic acid metabolic process. The record is from RefSeq and is a predicted model, not a curated record.